UGGGAGGGAGGAAGCGGCAACGGUCGCUCGGACGGGACGCUCACUUCACUGCGGCGGCAGCGCUCGGGAUUCCCGAGAGGAAAAGCAAGCGCGGGACCUGAGAGACAGGACGACCAGACAGGUUCCGCGUCUCCUGGCCCUGGCCUCGCCUUCCCCCGAGCUUUCCCGCCAUCCGAGCCUCCCCACCCACCGAUUCCCAAGUCCGAUCGCCACGAGUGUGAGACUGGGAGGGAGGGAGGGCGGCCGGCGUUAUAAUUGCUGGGCGAGCGUGGGGGGCAACCCGACGCGCACGCAACCGGAGCAAACCAAACCGCGCGGGGGCAGGGAGGGAGGGAGGCCGAGCAGGGGAGCCGCCGAGCGCUCGCACCGUCCGUCGGGUCAGUUCCGCCGCCAUGGCGAGGUCUUGGCUUAUAACUGGUAGGGGAAUUGCUAAGAAAGUAAGAUAUGCAACUCAUUGCGCUAAUCGGCAGAUAAGUGAAUUGGGUGCAGAAGCACGGAGGGAAUGCCCGAACUGCAAACAUGACAUUGAUAACAGCGAUGUUGCCAUACAGUGGCCUGGGCUGCCUGCUGGUGUCAAGUUUGAUCCGUCUGAUUUGGAAUUGCUUGAACAUUUAGAAGAAAAGAUUGGCCUGGGAGGUUCGGAGCCCCAUGUGCUUAUUGAUGAAUUUAUUGCAACUGUAGAGAACGUUGAAGGAAUCUGCUAUUCACAUCCUGAAAAUCUUCCUGGUAUGAAGAAAGAUGGUAACUGUGCCCAUUUCUUCCAUAGAGUUCUAAAUGCAUAUGGUUGUGGCCAGCGCAAGCGUCGAAGGGUUAUCAGCUGUAGUGAUCACACCGUUUCUGAUGAGCAUGUGAGAUGGCACAAGACAGGCAAAUCCAAAGCUAUAUAUGACAAUGGUGUUAAGAAAGGUUGGAAGAAGAUAAUGGUUCUGUGCAAAACUACGCAAAGAGGUGGAAAACCUGAAAGAGCUCCCUGGGUGAUGCAUCAGUAUCACCUUGGAGAAGAGGAAGAUGAAAAGGAUGGAGAGCUUGUUGUUUCCAAAAUCUUUUACCAAUUGCCGACAAAGCAUAUGGAAAAUUCUGAAACAGAAACUGCAGAUGAAGAACCUGAUGCAUUUGCUUCAGGGAUUGGUCCAAAAACUCCAAAGACAAACACCCCACAGCUACGUCGCCCUAAUAAUAGUCCAUUUGAAACUGAGCAGAAUGCUUCCAUCCCACAGGACGAGGACGAAGGAGAACAUACCUUACCUAUUGUUAGCCUGGAGGAUGACGCCGUGAACUCUGCAUGGUGUGCCGGAGAACAUCAGGACGUUGGAGAGGCAUCUCGGGCUCAGCCUAACUUGGACGAAUCUCUGCUUUGUCGCGAGGACCCGGCUUCCUUAAACGAUGAAACGUUGCUUCCCUUGGACUAUCCGAUUCUGUCCCAAUGCAGGAAUGAGAUGCUUGACAAGGACCUGAAUGCGUUUUAUGGGUUACCUGAUCUCCACAAUAUAGACCUUGGAACACCUCCAGAUCUUCAGCUUUCUGACUUGCAGUUUGGUUCUCAGGAAAGCCUUGGCAGCUGGUUGGAUCGCAUCUAGGAUGAUUAAGAGUUUGAAUUAACGCUAGAACUGCUUGAUCGAGGAGCAUCCUUUUGCACAUAAUAUGGUAAUCAGUGGCAACUAUUUUGGGACUGACACAACGCUAGAACAUGUUUUGCGUCAGUAAUGUAUUGUGUUGAGCCAUCAAACUAUCUCUGAGAAACCAGAACCUUCUCUAUCUUUUUUUUU
Molecule: messenger RNA, 1766 nt
Organism: Phragmites australis (common reed)
Lineage: Eukaryota; Viridiplantae; Streptophyta; Magnoliopsida; Poales; Poaceae
Product: NAC domain-containing protein 73-like
Exons: 6
Coding region: 393-1577 (394 amino acids)
Biological process (GO): regulation of DNA-templated transcription
Cellular component (GO): nucleus
Molecular function (GO): DNA-binding transcription factor activity; transcription cis-regulatory region binding
Source: RefSeq, a predicted model, not a curated record